Molecule: messenger RNA, 1886 nt
Organism: Gigantopelta aegis
Lineage: Eukaryota; Metazoa; Mollusca; Gastropoda; Neomphalida; Peltospiridae
Exons: 4
Coding region: 277-1134 (285 amino acids)
Molecular function (GO): calcium ion binding
Source: RefSeq, a predicted model, not a curated record
AUAUUUUUGAUUGAUCAGUAAAACACGUGGCGUCUUUUCUAACUCCGCCAAUUCCAACAUAUCUGUAUUUGACCAAUGCUAGGGACGAUCAGAAAUCUUUUAGCGUCGAGCGCACUCCGAGAUCGUCUUUAAGCCGCGUUGCCUUUCAAUAGGAAGCAAGUGUUUCUGGCGAGUGUGUUGAUCACCAGGUGUUACGAAAAGAGCGGCCACAAAUUAACCAGAACAGGGAAGACGCAAUAAGUAAUUUCACGGGAAGACACGCAUACCUAUCUUUCUAUGGAUCUUACGAACAUCAUUUGCCUUGUGUUGUCAACAUUUACCAUCCACUUCUCAAUAGCAGACGACAGUACGUCGUUACAAAGCGCAGCCAAACCUUCUGCGGACGUUCACAGCCCUUUGGCCUCUGAUGGGGGUGCUCUUGAUAAAAGGAAAUGGUCCAAUUUCAAUACAUGGGGCAAGCGAGGAUGGAUGAAAUUUGGCACAUGGGGUAAACGCUGGCACAAGCCUCUGUCACCCUGGGGAAAGAAGUGGUCUUCGUUUGCGACCUGGGGUAAGCGCAGUGGUGACGACAGUGACAGCCAGAACUUACAGAACGAGCAGAAGCGAACGUGGAAUCAGUUUAUCACGUGGGGCAAGCGCAACUGGAAAGCGUUGGCUACAUGGGGCAAGCGAUCGGCCGACGAACACACGAACUGGAAUACCAUGCCCACCGACGAAAAGCGCAAAUGGAAUGCGUUGGCUACAUGGGGCAAACGAUCGGCCGACGAACACACGAACUGGAAUACUAUGUCCACCGACGAAAAGCGCAAAUGGAAUGCGUUGGCUACAUGGGGCAAACGAUCGGCCGACGAACACACGAACUGGAAUACCAUGUCCACCGACGAAAAGCGCAAAUGGAAUGCGUUGGCUACAUGGGGCAAACGAUCGGCCGACGAAAAAACGGACUGGAAUACCAUGUCCACCGACGAAAAGCGCAAAUGGAACAAAUUCGCGAGCUGGGGAAAACGGAGUGAUGUUGAUAUUGAGGACACGUUGAUCAAGUUAUUUGAUGAAAACCAUAAUGGCGAGCUGAAUAUUGUGGAAUUCGGCAACUUUCUCACCUGGCUUAGUUCCAUAAACAAAGCUGCCCAAUAGGCCAGCAAAGGGCGACUGUGUUGACCACAGUUAAAUAACUAAAUCGAAGACUUGUUGUCAAAGACCAACUUUGUCACUGCACAGGAACUGUUACUCUAACCUUGAUCGUUCUUUGGACUACGCUACGAAUUGACCACCAACUAAAAAUAUAGCAGGCAAGCUUUUACACAAAAGGAACUAUCGUACAUGUGCCGCCAAGGAUCAAAACGUUCACCUCCGCAAAUGCAUGCGUUUUCCUUUUUCCUUCUUUUUGCUUUUAUAAAUUCCCGAAACUUACGUUUAACGGUUAUUUUCAAAUAUCCGAAAACAUUCAUUUGUACCACAAGAGCAAAAUAAUAUAUUACCUAUAUAAGCCACAACAGAAUAUUUCUGUGAUUCUUUACUGUCAAUGUUUAUUGACAACGUAUUUUAUUAUUUUUGUUUAGGUUUUUGGGCGCAAUAGUUUUAUACACAAUAAAAAAAAGCAAAAAAAAAAAAAAAAGAGAAGCAAUUGUGUGAAACAAAGGUGGAUUUUUUAUAAAACUACGAUACUUAUUUAUUUAUAGAGUAUUUUGUUAUAUAUGAAAAAACAUAUAUUGUUUUACAAAUGGCAAGGUUACGUUUUGACUGGUUAAUGGGAAAAUACACAUGUGAAAUGAACAUCAUACAACGUAUUAACGCACAUGGUAAAACAAAAUUGUUGCUCCUGCAUAUUAGAUUCUGUAAUAUACAAUGUUAAUUGGCAUAAGCAAUAAACUGCAUACUCUAUCAUA